Messenger RNA from Papaver somniferum (opium poppy), 1297 nucleotides. Its product is annotated as rhomboid-like protein 11, chloroplastic. The coding region runs from base 57 to 971 and encodes 304 amino acids. The record is from RefSeq and is a predicted model, not a curated record. Lineage: Eukaryota; Viridiplantae; Streptophyta; Magnoliopsida; Ranunculales; Papaveraceae. The transcript has 7 exons. Gene Ontology annotation, cellular component: membrane. Gene Ontology annotation, molecular function: serine-type endopeptidase activity.
UAAUAUGCAGAUUUUUUUGUUUCUAAUGGCACCCAGAAAAAGUACAGAAGGGAAAGAUGGGGCAGUUAGAUCGUCUUCUCACACUCCACACUUUUGCUCCUCCUCCUCCGCCCAAACCUAAUGGAUUCCUCGCAAAAACCUUCAACAAAUUCCCGAUUUCCCGCCUCCAAUUUCCCACCAUUUCUUCUUCUAUUCUUAGUCAUUCUAUAAGAAAUUUCGGAGACCAAACCAACAAGUCAACGGUUCUUAAAAUACCCAUUUCUCCUCGAUUUAGCCAUGUCUGCAACAUGAGCAAAGACUCAGAUAUGAUAUCACAGCUGGAACUUGGAAAGCCUGACGGGAAGCCGGAUAAGCGUGUGAAUGGAAUAUUCUGGAUUUUACUUAUUAAUCUUGGAGUUUUCGCGGCUGAUCAUUGGUUUCAUAUAAGGGAGAUCAAAGGACUUUACUUGUAUCACAGUCUUCCAGUUUGGUACCAGUUUGUGACUUCUACAUUCUGUCAUGCUAACUGGAAGCAUCUCUCCAGCAAUCUGUUUUUCUUGUACAUUUUUGGGAAGCUUGUUGAGGAGGAGGAAGGAAACUUUGCAUUGUGGACUUCUUAUAUUCUAACAGGUCUUGGAGCAAACCUUGUGUCGUGGUUGGUUCUCCCAAGAAAUGCAGUUUCUCUUGGAGCGUCUGGUGCUGUGUUCGGUCUAUUUGCUAUUAGUGUUCUUGUCAAGAUGUGCUGGGACUGGAGAAAGAUCCUCGAAGUUCUUAUACUGGGCCAGUUUGUAAUUGAGAAGGUGAUGGAAGCAGCACAAGCUUCAACAAGAAUGUCUGGCGCAAGUUCCGCUAUGCAGAGCGUCAAUCACAUUGCUCAUCUCUCUGGCGCUUUGGUCGGUGCAGGACUGGUUUGGCUUCUAAGUAGAGUUCCAUCAGAACCUUCCGACCAAGACGUAUCGAAGUUGAGUGAUAAGACAAAUCGAAAAACUUAAGGUGGGAGGAUAUGAACACCAUUUCUAAUCAUAGUUGUUUAAUAAUAUUAUUACAUUUUGGUCUUAUUAUCAAUUAAGAAGCUAGUUAAGCAUGCUGCUAUCCUUGGAAACAUAUUGGUAAUCCUCCUUUUAUGUGUAUAAACAGGCUGUUUUGAGAAGAUAGGCAACACAACAAUCUUUUUUAGCAGAACCAACUGUACUCUGCCUGUAGUAGAGAGUUGAGUUCCGGUUGCUUGGCAUUGUACUGUAUUAGUUACAGAUGAAUGUGGUUGUUAUUUUAGCAGCAAUUUUCUUGGUUUAAUAGCAUUUUGUUGAGAUUUUAGCAA